Molecule: messenger RNA, 1978 nt
Organism: Pararge aegeria (speckled wood butterfly)
Lineage: Eukaryota; Metazoa; Arthropoda; Insecta; Lepidoptera; Nymphalidae
Exons: 8
Coding region: 109-1320 (403 amino acids)
Biological process (GO): apoptotic DNA fragmentation
Cellular component (GO): mitochondrial inner membrane; nucleus
Molecular function (GO): RNA endonuclease activity; nucleic acid binding; single-stranded DNA endonuclease activity
Source: RefSeq, a predicted model, not a curated record
GUUACAAAUCAACAUCACUUGCUUACGGGAAUUUCCAUACACCGUUAUAAUAUAGAUCGGUGCAGCAGCGGUGUUACGUUCAGUAAUCAGUACAAACACAAACGCGUUAUGAGCAAGUUCUCUGUUUUGUUUUUUAUAUUUUUUUUCGUUCUAAAACUCUGCAAUGAGGUCAAUGGCGGUUGUAACAUAACACUGAAAGAUGACUUGGGACAUCCUUCCCCGGUGUAUAUCCACAACGGCGGCUUUUUGGCGCCAAACUCAUCGACGGGCGCCAUCUUACUGCGUCGUUCGGAAACGCUGGAGAUCGCGUGCCCGGGCAACAAGAAGUUCAUUGUCUUGGGCAACGAUACCACGCAGUAUGAUGUUUUCACUGUAAAAUGUGUGAAGGACUCUACAUUCCGAGCUACGAAAACAGAGUGGGUGGGGAACCUCAAGGAUAUUAGAUGUAGCGCCCCCCCAUGGUUCACAACUGAGGAGACAGGAGCUGGCUGUUCUCGUGGACAUAAGAUGUACAGAAUAGGCUACAAGAUUGGAAGCAAGUUUCACGAACUCUACGAAGCAUGUUUUGACAAGCAUCUUCUGCGUACACUGUACGUCAAGCAGCAGCUGAAACCGGAAAGUAAAUUCAUUGAAUUAGGACGUCGACCAUCCUUUAUAGAAGGAGAUGUGUUCGGCCAAGUGAGAAUGUCGAAACUGUACAAAAUUGAAAAUCAAAAGAGCAGACUGAGGGAAAUCCUCGGGAACGGCACUGAAGACAAAUACAUCACCAAGGCGCAACACCUAAACCGCGGUCACCUAGCAGCGAGAGCCGAUUUUCCAUUGCGCGCACAACAGAAGGCGACCUUCCACUACAUCAACACGGCACCGCAAUGGAUGCGCGGCAACGCUGGCGACUGGGCCGCCUUAGAAGAGGCAUUGCGCCGCCGAGUGCACGCAUACGGGAUGCCUGUGACGGUGUACACAGGCACCGCUGGCGUUAGCACGCUGCCUGACGCCGGCGACACAUAUAGGCAGAUAUACUUGCACGCUGACGAGAACAACAACCGCAUUGUGCCUGUGCCAAUGUAUUUUUAUAAGAUUGUAUACGACCCUACGAAACAGACCGCAGCGACGUUCAUAUCAAUAAACUCCUCAUAUUACAAUAACACUAUGAUAGAGAAGUUGCAGUUUUGCAGCGACAUCUGUGAGCAGAACCCGAAGUAUGCGUGGUUAAAAUGGCGCCCAAGAGACGGCACCCAUAGCUUUUGCUGUCAAUAUGAUGACUUUGUAAAAACUGUAAAGGAUUUGCCUAAACUAUAUGUGAAAGGCUUAUUUUAUUAACAUACCAGAGGAUGUCUUUCUGAUAAUUUUUUUUUAUUUAUAAGAAGUUUUCUGUAGUGUGUUAAAGUUGUGAUUUGAAAAGCGUUGAUAUGCACGAUAAAGAAACACAGUGUAUAGAAUUAAGCCGGCGAAAGAAUGAGAUAGAAUACUUUACACAUUUUGUUUACUACAAUGUUAAGUGUAUAAUAUGAAAUAUUACUUUCCAUUAAAAUCACAAAUCUUUUUCCUUAUUCUUUUCCGUAGAAAAAGGCAAAGGUAUAUCACCCUACAGCCAUUAAAACUAAUAUUUAUUCUUAUAUUCCUGUAACGUAUCAAUCAUCAAUGCUCCUGAUACUCUUUAGCCAUCUCAAUCUAUCAUAGCUUACUUUUCAGAAGUUUUACUUCUGCAUUUUAAGAGUUGCACAGGAUUUAUUGCCGGCCACCCUGCGUGCCGCCAUACUCCUAUUUCAACUUACACUUUUAAGCGAAACAUUACCUUGAUAAGUUACACACUAUUUGUCCUAAUUACUUUGUGUGUUCUUUAUAAAUGUAUCAGAAGCGAUAGUUGUUUAUUUUGAUAGGAAUUAAUUUAGUACUAUAAAAUGUGCAUUGUUAAUAGAGUAUCCAAUUUAAAUGUUUAUAUUGUUAACCUUUUUGGUUGAUGGACACAUGUAGGCAA